CAACUUAGUACUAGAACCUCAACCAUCCACUUCUGGCGGCAACCAACAACCAUCCACCUCAGCCCAGUAGGUCCACACCAUGCAUCUCCACUCUCUUCACAAUGACUGACAUACACCAGCAACCACAAUUUAAGUUGGUGUUUACAGUGUCAGUACUGUAGUAAACAUACCAUGCUGACACCCAGAUAAGAAAAUGGGAAAAGUACAGAGAUCAGCUAAUGUCAGCACCAAGUACUGAGUACAACUACUAUCAGCACCUCUUCAGUACUGUCAACAAUUAUGUGUGUGUUCCAGUUGUCAAUAUAUGACUGAACUGUUUAGAAAAUCUAGUUUCUAACUUCUCUGUGGAAUUAAGGUAACAGAAAAUGUGGUUCAGUGUACACAUUAUAUCUCACAUUUAAUAAUGUGAAAGACAAUAUUAAAAAAUCCUAAUUCAUGACUGUUUUAAGUAACUAUUUCUGUAUUCUUCCUUGACACUAUUACGUUAGUUUUAGUCUUGCCCCUUUUGUGAAAAUAUUGCCUAUAAUCAUGCCCCUACUAUGAAAAUAUUAGUCACAGUCUCUCCCCUAUUAUAAAAACAAGUCUUACCGCUAUUUUGAAAAUUUUAGUCAUAUUUGUUCCAUUAACUGCUUUCAAAAAUCUGAGUAUUUCUUUGCAUAUCAUUAUUCUGACAUCUCAGAUUUUUUCACUGUAAAUACAAGUGAACAUAACAUAAAUCAAGUUAUUUAUUUUAUCAAUAAUCAUGAGAAAGAGAACUUUAACAAGAAACAGUUUAUUGAUGAAAACUUACAGAAGAAUUUAUCAGUUUGUUUAUUAUAAAAGUUUAAUUUCUGCAGUCAUUAUAUGUAUAAUGAUAUAGAAAAUUAUUUAGUAUAAAUGCAAUUAAUGUAUGAUGAAAUAAGAUUGGAGUAUUUUAUGGAUUAUUUAUAGUUACACCACUUACACCAAAAGCCACUUACACCACCUACAACAGCAGCCACUUACACCAUCACCCACUUACACCACCUACACCAGCAGCCACUUACACCACCUACACCAGCAGCCACUUACACUACCUACACCAGCAACCACUUAUACCACCUACACCAGCAGCCACUUACACCACCUACACCAGCACCUACUUACACCACCUACACCAGGACUUACUUACAUCACCUACACCAGCACCCACUUACACCACCUGCACCAGCACCCACUUACACCAGGACUCACCUGCACCAGCAGCCACUUGCACCAGCAGCCACUUACACCACCUACACCAGCACCCACUUAACUUAUACCACCUACACCAGCUCCCAAUUAACUUACACCACCUACACCAGCUCCCAUUUAAUAUACACCGCCUACACCAGCACCAACUUACACCACGUACACCAGCACCCACUUAAUUUACACCACCUACACCAGCACCCACUUAACUUACACCACCUACACCAGCUCCCAAUUAACUUGGACCACCUACACCAGCACCCUCUUACACCACCUACACCAGCAGCCACUUAACAACUUACACCACCUACACCAGCUCCCACUUAACUUACACGACCUACACCAGCUCCCAAUUAACUUGGACCACCUACACCAGCAGCCACUUAACAGCUUACACCACCUACACCAACACCAACUUAACAGCUUACACCACCUACACCAGCACCAACUUAACAACUUACACCACUUACACCAGCACCCACUUAAACAUCAUUAUUGCUCUAUCAGAAUAUUCCAUACAUUUUUAAAACUCGUUUUAAACAUCUGUUUCAGUUUUUGUACCAAGGAAUUUAAAAUAAUAUUAGUUAAGGAGAAAAGAGCUCACACAUUACUGAAAUUUAAUACAUUAUUAAAAUUUACAAACACAAAAAAAUGCAUUGAAGUUUUUGAUAGUGAAUACAAAUCUCUCUGUGAUUUUUGUGAUUUUUUUUCACAUAAAUUUGUAUUGGUUACAAGAGUUUAUAUGAAAAGAAUUAUCCAUCAGUUGUCAAUAUUCUUAUACUUUUUAAAAGUCUAUGUUGGAGACUGUAUUAAAUGCCAGUAGAGAGAGAGAAUAUAAAAUAUGCAGUACAAUAAGUCUGUUGUUAUGUGAAGUAGUGCAUACCAUACAAUGAAUUGCUGGUUUAUUGAGUGUUAAAACUUGAAAUAAAAUAAAGCCAACAUGGAGGUAGUAAGUAAUCUCCAUCAGUGUCCUAUUUGUGAAAAAGUUUUUCCAACUAAUUAUAGACUCAUAAGACAUAACAGUAUUCAUACAGGAGAGAAGCCAUAUCUUUGUUCAGUGUGUCUGAAUGGUUUUGUCAAUAAAUCCUUAUUAAAGGAACAUGUAAAAAUUCAUACAGGAGAGAAGCCAUAUCAGUGUUCAGAAUGUAUGAAAGGUUUUAUCAGUAAAUCCUCAUUAAAGGAACAUAAAAGAAUUCAUACAGGAGAGAAGCCACAUCAGUGUUCAGUGUGUCAGAAAGAUUUUAGGAAGAAAUCCUCACUAAAAGAGCAUGAGAAAAUUCAUACAGAAGAGAAGCCAUAUCAGUGUUCAGUGUGUCAGAAAGACUUUAGGAAGAAAUACUCACUAAAACAACAUGAGAGCAUUCAUACAGGAGAGAAGCCAUAUCAGUGUUCAGUGUGUCAGAGAGAUUUCAGGGAUAAAUGCUUACUAAAUAAACAUCUGAGAAUUCAUACAGAAGAGAAGCCAUAUCAAUGUUCAGUGUGUCAGAAAGACUUUAGGAAUAAAUACUUACUAAAACAACAUGAGAGCAUUCAUACAGAAGAGAAGCCAUAUAAGUGUUCAGUGUGUCUGAAAGAUUUCAAGGAUAAAUCUUCACUAAAUCAACAUAAGAGAAUUCAUACAGGAGAUAAACCACAUCAGUGUUCAGUGUGUCAGAAAGACUUUCUUCUUAAAUACUCACUGAAACAACAUCAGAGAAUUCAUACAGGAGAGAAGCCAUAUCAGUGUUCAGUGUGUCUGAAAAAUUUCAGUAUUAAAUCUUCACUAAAUACACAUCAGCAAAUUCAUAUUGGACAUAAACCAUAUCGGUGUUCAGUGUGUCUGAAAGACUUCAGUGGCAAAACUGCAUUAAAUAAUCAUGAAAGAAUUCAUACAGGAAAGAAGCAAUAUCAGUGCCCUGAAUGUCUCAAAAACUUCUUUAAUAAAUCCUCACUAUAUGAACAUCAGAAGGUUCAUGAAGGAGAGAAAUCUUAUCAUUGUUCAGUGUGUCUGAAAAACUUUAUUAAUAAAUAUGUUCUCAAAAAGCAUGAGAGAAUUCAUACAGGAGAGAAACCCUAUCAGUGUUCAGUGUGUUAUAAAGACUUUGGACGCAAGUAUUACCUGACUUCACAUAUGAAACGACAUAUUGGAAAGAAGCCAUAUCAGUGUGCAGUGUGUACAAAAUUAUUUACAGAAAAAGGUUCUCUGGUAAAACAUAUGCGCUUUCAUACUGGAGAGAAGCCAUUUCAGUGUUCAGUGUGCCAAAAAGACUUUACAGAAAAUGAUCGCCUCACUUCCCACAUGAGAAUUCAUACUGGAGAGAAGCCACUCAAGUGCUUCGUGUGUAUAAAACGGUUCUCAGAGAAAUCUUCUUUAGUGAAACACAUGAGGAUUCAUACUGUAGAAAAAAUACAUGAGUGCCUUGAGUGUCAUGAAAUAUUUUCAAGCAACUCUCUUUUAGUUCAGCACAUGACACUUCAUAAAGAUGAUAAACCAUACAAGUGUUCAGUGUGUCAGGAAAGUUUCUCAACAGAAGUAAGUUUAGAAGAACAUUUUAAAAUUCAUAUAAGGGAAACACCAUACAAGUGUUCAGUGUGUCAGGAAAACUUCUCAACAGAAGAAAGUUUAGAAGAACAUUUUAAAAUUCAUAUAAGGGAAACACCAUACAAGUGUUCAGUGUGUCAGGAAAGCUUCUCAACAGAAGAAAGUUUAGAAGAACAUUUUAAAAUUCACACAAGGGAAACACCAUACAAGUGUUCAGUGUGUCAGGAAAGCUUCUCAACAGAAGAAAUUUUAGAAGAACAUUUUAAAAUUCAUAUAAGGGAAACACCAUACAAGUGUUCAGUGUGUCAGGAAAGCUUCUCAGUAGAAGAAAGUUUAGAAGAACAUUUUAAAAUUCAUAUAAGGGAAACACCAUACAAGUGUUCAGUGUGUCAGGAAAGCUUCUCAACAGAAGAAAGUUUAGAAGAACAUUUUAAAAUUCAUAUAAGGGAAACACCAUACAAGUGUUCAGUGUGUCAGGAAAGCUUCUCAACAGAAGAAAGUUUAGAAGAACAUUUUAAAAUUCAUAUAAGGGAAACACCAUACAAGUGUUCAGUGUGUCAGGAAAGCUUCUCAGUAGAAGAAAGUUUAGAAGAACAUUUUAAAAUUCAUACAAGGGAAACACCAUACAAGUGUUCAGUGUGUCAGGAAGGCUUUUCAAGAAAAGCAAGUUUAUUAUUGCAUGAAAAAAUUCAUAAGGGGGAAAAAACAUACACGUGUUCAUGGUGCUCACAAAGCUUUUCACAAAAAUUAAAAUUUGAAAAUCACUUGAAAGAUCACAACACAGAACAAGCAUAUCAAUGUUCAAGGUGUCCGGAAAAUUUUUCCCACAAAACUGACCUAGUACAUCAUAUGAUAACUCAUGUAUAAGAGGGAAU
This is a messenger RNA of Cherax quadricarinatus, 4605 nucleotides long. The record is from RefSeq and is a predicted model, not a curated record. Lineage: Eukaryota; Metazoa; Arthropoda; Malacostraca; Decapoda; Parastacidae.